Molecule: messenger RNA, 7252 nt
Organism: Anopheles gambiae (African malaria mosquito)
Lineage: Eukaryota; Metazoa; Arthropoda; Insecta; Diptera; Culicidae
Product: ankyrin repeat and BTB/POZ domain-containing protein 2
Exons: 11
Coding region: 1123-6870 (1915 amino acids)
Cellular component (GO): nucleosome
Molecular function (GO): protein heterodimerization activity; DNA binding; structural constituent of chromatin
Source: RefSeq, a predicted model, not a curated record
CAAUUUCACCCUUUUUCCAGUUCGGUUGUGUCUGCGAACGUGGUUAGACCGCUUGCCAGUCACCACACAUAGUACGGAGGGGUUCAGGGCGUUAGGGCGCCUGUUAACGGUCGCCUCGGGCAAACUGGUUAACGAAACGUGUCUGCGCAGCCACGGCGAAACCUAAUCCCUUCGUGGCAGAAAAGGAAAGAGAUUUAGCGAGCACACAAAGUGAGAAGUGAGGUGAAGAAUUUUUGCAGAUUGUGUGUUUGUGUGUGCAUGAGUGCGUGUGUGUGUGUCUGUGUUCAGUCUGUCAGCAUCAAAUGUCAAUUAGUUUUUCGCUCAGAAUAGCUGUCCGGAGAAAAGGAAAUCCUCCCCUACUUGUGAAUCCAACGUUCUCUACCAAGUCAGUAUGACGAAUCAGUUGUGCGAUUCGCUCCGUGUGUUGCACUUGAUCCUAGAAUAGUGAAGCGUGACGUGUGAACAAAGUGACCAUACACACCAUACACACACACAUACACAAAAAGAAACACCAAAAACAACAAAGCCCCGAAACGCUUCGAGCAACGUAUCCCACCACAAGCCUGGAACUUCUGUGCUCUGGCCAGCACCCAGAACGAAAGUGAACGUAACGAGAUACAUCCGAUCCGGGCUCGGAUGUCGUCGGUCGACCGUUUGCCAGUGGUUUGCCAGUGGCAAGUGUGACGAGUCCCACCGGGAGCACCGAUCAUUCACCGCGUGGCAGACGUCAGAACGUCCAACUGGCCUGAAGCGACCAAAACCCGCUCUAAUUGGAUUCUGUGGGUGUGCGAACGUCCACGUACAUCUUGGGACGGCCGUGUCUCGCGGCGGAUGUGUGCCUUUUCGGACCUCAUAAACAACGUCCACAAACAUAACGCAAUAAUAAAACAAAAAACAAGCUCCGAGGUAGUGGUCUAGUGGCCUCAUGCAAUACCCGAACAGGGCCCACACCACGGAAAGGGUCGAGGACCGGCACAAAUCAAUCGCGUGCCGUGGUGUAGUCCAAUCGCUCGAACGGACGCGCACCAUCGUCUUGACGCACCUGCAUUGCUUAGUGCACUACACACCUCGUAACGGAAGAGGUUUCGCGAAACUCUCACGCAGUACCGUCCCGCCCUCGCAAUGAUCUGUACGGACGACUGCACCUGCAGCCUGUGCCGGGAGUUGCGCGGCUACAAGCUGAAAGUGAAACCAAACAAAGCGACCGACCAGCGCCCCCCACCGUACGGAGCCGACGCCGGAAGCCACCAGCAGUCAAAGUACUGCAAAAACUCCAAACUAACGCGCAACGAUAACUUCAUUCUGCGACGACGCACCUCGAACGACUAUCCGGCUCGUUCGCCGGACGGUCGGCAGGCGUCCCUCAGCGUUCUGCCAACGGGUGAUGAUGAAGAUCCGUACGAUCCAGAGCCUGGCUAUACGCAACAGGGUCAACAGCAGCAGCAGCAGCAACAACACCACCAGGGACACCGGGAUCCUCGGUACGGUCCCGGCCAGAACGGCAAUCGCAUGAAGAAGGCCCAAAGCUACAACGAAAUACCGAGCGUAGGGAAUGGUGGCGGCCGGCCCCGGUAUCAUCCGGCCGCCCUCAGCUCCAAGAUGAUCAAGAGCACCAACAACCUGACGGAAGAGGACGAUUACUACAGCUAUCUGCCACCGUCGCCGCCGCCCCCCGUCACGGCCGGCGGCCCACCGGUGAAGAACAAAAUCGAAAAGCAGAAAGACCACAAAGUCAUCAUCUACUUCGGCGACUCGAUCGCGCACCGGAAGAGCGAAAAGACGCGCCCGGCACCGCCACCGCCGACCGGUACGCCACCGCCGCCGAAGGUCAGCGAGCUGAACGUGUUUCACGCCCAGCGGCUGUGCGAGGAGACGGCCGAGAUGCUGCAGCAGCGCAGCAGCGGCGGAAGCAGCAGCAGUGCCGGCAGCAGCAGCAACGGCAGCCGGCCAACCGUACGUGACGCGCUGGAAAAGAAACCCGAACCGGGCGGGGGUGGUAAGCCGGGGAAGGAGUUCAUGCUGCAGCUCAAGUCUGUGCUGGAGGAAAAGAAUCGCGGAGUGGCGUCGAGCGAUGCGCCCGUGGGUGGCGUAACCGUACCGAUCGGCCCGGACCAGGACGGGCCAGGUCGGGCGAGUGAAGAACCAAAGCACAAGCGUACGGCGCCACCACACACGCAGGUGGUGGAGAUACGGCGCGUGGAUAAGACGGUGGCGACGGCCGACGGUGUAACGGACGCGUCGCUGCCGUCGUUCGUCGAGAGCGUCAUUAACGGUGUGAUCAACAUCAAGAUCGAGGAAAGCUUCAAGGUGGCGUCGGACAUUGUGCAGGCCGUGUUCGAGGAUGGUGGACCCGACGGUGGUGCAGCGGAGUAUGGUUACGACGAUGAUGACGUUGGCGAUCCGUUCGAUUGGAGCUUCGUGCAGAACUGGAGAGCACGACCUUCCGGUACGGCUGUAGCGAACGGGCAGGUAAGCUCACCGCCCAACACGUCCAGCAACCAGAGCAGCAUCGGUCUCGCCAACAACCCGGCGCACAAUGGUUCCAGCUCGGCCGCCGGCGGUGGAACCGGUACCGGAAGCGCCAGCAACUACCCGGCCAGCCCGAACGGCCUUUCGCCCGGGAACCACUACAUAGCGUCAUCGAACCCGGUCGCCUCACCCGGAGCCCGCAUCCAGAGCCCGGCAGUAGCAACGCCGGCUCCGCGCGUCUCGAAAGAGAUCACACUACGACCGGCCAAUGGGAAUGGUGAGAUGCGCAACUUUAGCCUCUCGCCAGUACACCAGCAGGGCGGAGGUUCGGGCGGACAGCAAAGUGCCGACCCGAACGAUAGGAAGUAUCACGCACUGCCGACAGGACAGCAGGCCGGCCCGGGGGGACAACAGCACGGGCAGCAGCAUCCACUAGCGCACCAUCAGCAUCAUUCCCAGCAGCAGCAGCAGCAGCAGCAACAUCCCCAACAUCAUCAACAGCAGCAACAUCAUCAGCAGCAGCAGCAACCACAUCAGCAGCAGUCAGGUCCGCACCGUUCGGUCGCAGGUCCGACCAAGCUGACCGUGCAAAGCUCACCAGUGAAGGCCCAACCGGCGAUGGUGAGUGCCGGGCUGGACAAGUCUUCGGUAGCUUCCAACUCCAGCCACAACAACAACAACAACAACAGCAGCAACAACGAGCUGAACAGCAAACGAACCGCCAAUGGUAACGUGAUCAGCAGCGUCACCACCAUCAACGAGCAGCUGAACGGAAACGGCAGCUCGAGCAGCAACAGUGGCAGCAACGUCAGUCACCUGAAGCAACACUUCUCGCAGAGUCAUCACGCGGUGCCCGCGUCGUACCACCAUCAGGGAGUGUCCGGCUCGGGCGGCAGCAACGGUGCCGGGUCGGGCCAAACGCCCGGCACCCAUCUGGCCAGUCCCGUCGCGAAGGGCGGCGCACCGUUGGGCAUUACGCGAACGCACCACCACACCGGGACGCACGAUUUCCGCGGCCUGCAGCGGGUGAACGAGUGCCACAGCUCGUCGGACGAGAACCGGUCGUCCGGGCACGCCAGCAUGUCCGACACCGGGCACGGCAGCAGCUCGCCGGGCGGCGUUGGCCCGAACCGUGCCGGCGGUCCGCUAGGACCGCUGCCCGAGGACCGGCUGGCGGCGGGCGUUACCAACCGCAGUGCCCGAUCGCGCGCCAGCUCGAACCAUUCGCGGUCGCGGCACCGCGCCACGCCGGCCAAAAUCCCGUGGGCCGGCGGCGGGCUGGAGGACAUCAAGAUGGCCAUCCAGCAGCUGACGAUGCGCUCGCACACGUCCACCUCGACGUACAGCAGCCUGAGCGCGGGCUCGGAAAGCUCGGAACCGGUGCGGCGGCUCGGCCGGUACAGCUCGCUCGAGACGGUCAACACGAACGUGACCAGCGCGGACGAGUUCGUGUGGGUCGAUUCGCACAACCGGCUGGUGGAGCUGCAGCACCCCCCGUGGAGCCAGCACUGCGUGCUGCGCGUCAUCCGCACGGGGCGCUGCCGGGAGUACGCGGAGCGCGUGUCGGUGGAGGCGGUGCCCCGGCUGGGCUACCUGCUGCAGCGCGCGCUCGUGCGGGUGGCGCGCGAGGUGCAGCGACUGUCCGGGUGUUUGGGCCUGUGCUCCAAGCACGAGGUGGCCGGUGCGUUCAAGAUCGUCCUUUCGCCCGCGCUGUCCGACUCCUGCAUCAAGGCGUGUUUGCGGGCGGCCGCAAUGUUUGCCGUGCCGGGCGACAGUGCGCUGAAGCAGAGCAAAUCGGCCCGGGCCGGGUUGCAGCUGCCGGUCGGACGGUUCCAUCGCUGGAUGGCCGACGCGCGGCUGGGCCGGUUCGUGCACGAGUACGCGGCGGUGUAUCUGUGCGCCGGGCUGGAGAACCUGCUGGAGGAGAUAUUCCUGCAGUGCCUGCCGACGGAUCCGGGCGCGGCCCUGACGGCGACCGGGCUGGAGCAUGCGAUCGCCGGGUCGGGCGACCUGUGGGGCUUGCUGCAGCCGUACGCCCAUCUGAAUGCGGGCCGCGUGGCGUCGGGCGCACUGACCAUGCCCCGGUGGGCGAGCCAGUCGUCGAUCAACUCGGGCGGUGGCGCGAACGCACUGGAGCCCUGCCUGCUGACCACGUGCGUGGGCAGCUUGAACGAGCUGAAGGAUUUGGUCGGACGGGCGCAGCAGCGCAGCCAGCACAUACCGAUCUCGCAGACCGCGUUCCGGGUGCUGUUUUACUUCAUGCGCUGCUCGCAGCUGGAGCACAACGAUGUGGGCGCGGCCACGAACGGCGCGGUCAACAACAUCCAGGAGCUGUGCUACGAGCGGGCGUACGUGGUGCUGCCGCCGCUGGUCGAGUGGCUGCGGGUGUCUUCGGCGCACGCCGAGUACCGGCACGCGCUGCUGAUCGACAAGGACGACAUUAUGCAGGCGGCCCGGUUGCUGCUGCCCGGGGUGGACUGUCCGCCGCGGCUGAUCGCGUCCGAGGAGGAGCUGCCGGCCAAGCGGACAGUGGGACUGUCCGGUACGCAGAGCAUCAGCUCGUCGAACCAUUCGGGGCAAACGCAACCGCUGCACGGUUCGCUCACGUCCAACUCAUCCACGUCAACGACGGGUAGCAUUGAGGACUCGAGCGAAUGUGGACGGCGUGCGACGUACGCGCUAGCCUUCCGGCUAAUGCUGACCGGCCGGCCGGAGCUGCUCAUACAGGCGCUCUCGCUCGUACCGCCGACCACGCGGUACGACACGCUCAACCAUCAGGGCAUGAGUGCGCUCAUGAUAGCGGCGGUGCGCAACGACGAGACGGCCCUGCAGACGCUGCUGGACGCGGGGGCCGACCCGAACAUCGAGGUGCCUGCCUCGGGCCACCCCAACUGUCCGGCCAUCCAUCCGGAGACGCAACACUGGACGGCGGUUACGUUCGCCGCGUGCAAGGGCAACUAUCAGGCGCUGCGCAUACUGCUCGAUCGGGGCGCUCACGUGGAGGGCGGCGCACGGCUCAGCGAGGACAAGUGCACGCUGACGCCGCUCCAGGUGGCGAGCGGGUCGGGCAUUGUGGAGGUGGUGGCACUGCUGCUUGCCCACGGAGCUCACGCAUUUCUGUCCACGCAGCAGAAGGAUCUGCUGUGCUUCUCGGGCACGGCCCAGCGGGGCUGCUACAGUGCUAUCUCUGUGUCGGCCGCCCACGGUCAGCGCGUAACGCUGCGGAAGCUCCUGUCCCAUCCGCUGGCCCCGGGCAGCCGGGAGGUACUGUCGCUGGAGGAGAUGCUUGCCGAAGGUGACGGUGGCAAUACGCGCACCCAGCUCGACCGCCAGCCGGAGGCCCCACCGACCCUGAACAAAACCCAAAUCAAAAGUCUUCAAGAGGCCAUGUAUCAUAGUGCUGAAAAUAAUCAUUUAGAUAUUACCAUCGAGCUACGAGCGUUAGGCGUACCAUGGACACUGCACUGCUGGAUGCAUGCCCUCGCGGCCGCACAUGAGCUGCGCCUCGAUGCCGUCAUCGAUCAGCUGCUGCAAGACUUCCUGCAGGUCUGCCCGGACGACUACAGUCAGCAGUUCGUGACCGAGUGUUUGCCGCUGCUGUUUAAUAUUUUCCGCUACAGCAAGAAGGAAGGCACCACGCUGCUGUUGGCCGACAUCUUCAGCACCUGUUUCGGCUGGGAACCGAUCAAACAGAUCAAGGAGCCGGUCCUGCAGCCCUCGAACGGGUCGCGCAUCGAUCCCAAGUUCGUUAACAACCCUGAACUGAGCGAUGUCACAUUCCGAGUGGAAAAUCGCAUCUUUUACGGGCACAAAAUCGUUCUCGUCACCGCAUCUCCGCGUCUGCAGAGUAUGUUGAGCUCGAAGCUGAACGAAGGCACCGGCACACCGACCGUGCAGAUCAACGACAUCCGGUACCACAUAUUCGAGUUGGUGAUGCAGUUCCUGUACAGCGGUGGAUGCAGCGCCCUCGAUGUCGCUGCCGGCGAUGUGCUGGAGCUGAUGGCAGCGGCCAGCUUCUUCCAGCUGGAGGGGCUUUUGCGCUACACCGAAGCGCGCUGUGCCGAGAUGAUCGACAUCGACAACGUGGUCGCCAUGUACAUACAUGCCAAGGUCUACAACGCACAGAAGCUGAUGGAAUUCUGCCAGGGUUUCCUGCUGCAGAACAUGGUCGCCCUGCUGACGUACGACGACUCGGUGAAGCGGCUGCUGUUUGCGAAGAAAAUUCCCAACCACGACGUGCUGACCGGCCUGCUGACCACGCUGCAGGCCCGCAUCAAGGCGCGCCGCAACAGCACGGCCGCAUCAGGCACGGGCGGUAGUAACGGGGGCCCUACCACACCGACCGGGGCCCCGGCACAGGCGAAUCGACCGUCUGCGGCCAUCGGAAAGUCCCCUAAGUAAGACGCGCACCUCUCUUUUUGUAUCCAUUUUAUCCACCGUUCGGGGUUAUGCGCCGAGACAUGGACAAUUAAAUAAAACCAUCCCCAUCCCCCUUGCACACCGUCGCUCCAACCGUACCACAAAGUUACUAGACCCCUUGGAGCUUAACAUACCCAGGGGGGGGGGGGGGGGAGGAGUGGGUGAGUGUUGCUAUAAUUGUAAGCGAUUUAUUACGCACGUGUACAGUACUAUUCUACUGCUUAGUUAGCUACUACCCGACAGGCAAAGGAUAGGUUAUACCCAAUCGAGAAGCAAACAUAACAUACACCGUUCAACAAAGCAAAAACAGUAGUUAUUACGUACCUUACGACUUAAAUAUACAUAUAAAGUUAAACACCUCGGA